Molecule: messenger RNA, 1746 nt
Organism: Elephantulus edwardii (Cape elephant shrew)
Lineage: Eukaryota; Metazoa; Chordata; Mammalia; Macroscelidea; Macroscelididae
Gene: CKAP4
Product: cytoskeleton-associated protein 4
Exons: 2
Coding region: 1-1746 (581 amino acids)
Cellular component (GO): rough endoplasmic reticulum
Source: RefSeq, a predicted model, not a curated record
AUGCCCUCGGCCAAACAAAGGGGCUCUAAGGGCGGCCAAGGCGCCGCGAGCCCCUCGGAGAAGGUCGCCCACCCGUCGGGCGGCGCGGAUGACGUGGCCAAGAAGCCGUCGCCGCCGCCACCGCAGCAGCAGCCGCCGGCGCCGCACCAGCACCCGCAUCAGCAUCAGCAGAACCAGGCGCACAGCAAGGGCAGCCACCGCGGCGGUGGUGGCGGCGCCAAGUCCUCCGCCGCCUCCUCGUCCUCGGCGUCCUGCUCGCGCAAGCUCGGCAAGGCGCUCAACUUUCUCUUCUACCUCGCCCUGGUGGCGGCGGCCGCCGUCUCGGGCUGGUGUGUCCACCACGUCCUGGAGGAGGUGCAGCAGGUCCGGCUCAGCCACCAGGACUUCUUCCGGCAGCGUGAAGAACUGGGCCAGAGCUUGCUGGGCGUCGAACAGAAGGUCCAGUCCCUGCAAGCCACGUUCGGGACUUUUGAGUCCAUCUUGAGGAGCUCUCAGCAUAAGCAGGAUCUCACGGAGAAAGCUGUGAAGCAGGGGGAGAGCGAGAUCAACCGCAUCAGCGAAGUUCUUCAGAAGCUGCAGAACGAGAUCCUCAAAGACCUCUCGGACGGGAUCGACGUGGUGAAGGACGCUCGCGAGCGGGACUUCACGUCCCUGGAGAACACGGUGGAGGAGCGGCUGACGGAGCUCACCAAGUCCAUCAACGACAACAUCGCCAUCUUCACCGAGGUCCAGAAGAGGAGCCAGAAGGAGAUAAACGAGGUGAAGGCCAAGGUCGCCUCUCUGGAGGAGUCUGAGGGUUACCAGCAGGACUUGAAAGCCAUGAAGGAGGUUGUGAAGGAGAUACAGAUGUCGCUGAAGUCCAGAGACAAGGACCUCGAGGCCCUGAGGGGCACCCUGCAGACCAUGGAGUCGGAUGUGUACACGGAGGUCAAGGAGCUGGUGAGCCUCAAGCAGGAGCAGCAGAAGUUCAAGGAGGCGGCUGACACGGAGCACAUCACCCUGCAGACCCUCAGCGAGAAGUUCCUGCAGACCGAGGAGGCCGUGUCCCGCCUGCCCGGGGAGCUCAGGAGACUGGAAGAGGAGCUGGGUCACCUGCGAGCUGACUUCCACCGGCCAGAGGAAGAUGGGGCACCCGGGGCCUUCGAAGCGCUGCAGAGAAUGAGUCAGGGGCUGGACUCCCGGCUGCAGGACGUGGAAGACGGGGUGCAGUCAGCACAGGCGACGGCGACGCGCCACUCGGAGAGCCUGGAGUCCCUCCUGUCCAGGAGCGAGGAGCAGGAGCAGCGGCUGGCCGCCCUGCAGGAGCGUGUGGAGGGCCUGGGCCCCGCGGACGGGGACAAGGACGGCGUGGUGGCCACCGUGCGGAGCCUGGGCGAGGCCCAGCUGGCCCUGUACGCCGACAUGGAGGAGCUGAAGAGGAGCAUGGGCGAGCUGCCCAGCACUGUGGAGGCACUACAGCGGGUCCAGGAGCAGGUCCACACGCUGCUCGGCCAGGACCCGGCCCGGGGCGCCCCCCAUGACUACCUGGACAAACUCUCCUCCCUCGACAGCCUCAGGUCCUCCAUGAACCAGGUGGAGUCGGACUUGAAAAUGCUCAGGACCGCGGUGGACAGCUUGGUGGCCUACUCGGUCAAAAUCGAAACCAACGAGAACAAUCUAGAGUCGGCCAAGGUUCUGCUGGACGACCUGCGAAGUGACCUGGACAGACUGUUCCUCAAGGUGGAAAAGAUCCACGAGAAAGUCUAA